AUGUUUAAAAAUGAUAUCAGCACAACUGGUGCACUUGGUAAAUCUAUUAUAACACCAUUGAUUACCUCUGAAAAAAGCGGGUUUUCAGCCGGAACAAUAAUGACAACUACUCUUACUACUACUACUAUUGUUACUAGUACAUUAUCUACUACUCAAAACGCAAACAUAUCUCAACAACCCAAAGAAGCUUUUGUAACAUUUUGUAACAAUCAGCCAAGUUAUCUAGCAUUACUCAACGUCUUAUUAGAUUCUGUUCAUGCUUUUUCAACACGACCUAUUAUAGUUUUUGGAAUUGAUGUUGAUCCUGAUAUUGACGAAAAAAAAUAUCCUCGUGUUAUUAAACGACGUAUAGCACAAAGUGAAUGUGGACCAUCCGUCUUUUUUUGUAAAAUACAUGCUAUUGUUAGUAGUAAUGUUGAAUAUGGUGUUCUAAUGGAAACAGAUGAUGUUGUGAAUUAUAACGUUGACGUACUCUUUGAUGUUCUUCAUGUAUGGCCUUAUCCAUUACCAUUGUCUCCACGUCAUCCAGAUGAUCCACAAAACUAUCAUCAUUUUAUGGGACAAUUUAAUGUAUCGGCACGUACUACACCAUAUAUUCAUGCUCAUAUUAUCUGGAACUAUCUUGCUAUACCAUUUUUAAAAAAUCUUCGAUCUCUUUUACAACAAGGUAAUUUCCAAGGAUCCAAUUUUGAUGAAACAGCUGUUAAUGUGAUGUUAUGGAAAGAGAAAGCUAAUCACACACUAUGCAAAUAUGACCCUUAUUUCACUUAUGCUGAAGCUUACCUAAAAUGGCCUACGAUAGUAAAUUGUUCAAAUUAUUGUUACACAGCUUUUGUUACAUUACAUGGUUGCAAAGAAUACAAUAUUUCAUAUAAUCUCUUAAAUCAACUUAAAGCUAAUGCCGGUAAACCACCUAUACAAACAUUUGGUAUGGGUGGCAUGAAACAUAUUAAUGAUACAAGUGUAACAUGUUGCUAUCCAGAUAGCAAACCUUCACCUAUUCAUCCACUCUUAUGCGAACACAAAUUAGUGAGAUGA
Molecule: messenger RNA, 1038 nt
Organism: Rotaria sp. Silwood2
Lineage: Eukaryota; Metazoa; Rotifera; Eurotatoria; Philodinida; Philodinidae
Source: the annotation of a GenBank genome assembly